AUGCUCAGCAUCGUCCACUCGCUUGUUCUCCUCGUCAUCGCCUCGGCAACGCGUGCGCUCGAGCCUGCACAGCUUUCCCCGCUCGUCCUACACGAAUCUCGCGCGCCGCCUCCCGGAUGGACACCCGUUCGCCGCGCCGACCCCAGCACGCGCCUUCCGCUCCGCAUCGGCCUCGCCCAGCGCAAUCUCGAAAACAUAGACCAAUUCCUGCUCGACGUGUCGCACCCUGACUCGCCCAACUACGGGCGCCACUGGAGUGCCGAGCGCCUGCGCGAGACGUUCGCUCCAGACGCAGAGGCUGAAGAGGCGGUGCGCGACUGGCUGGAGGAGGAGCUCGGCGAGGGCAGCGUGAAGGCGCGCCCGGGAGGAUGGCUCACGGUAGACGUGAGCAUCGCCGAGGCAGAGAGGCUGCUCGGGACGGAGUACUUUGUGUGGCAGUACGGGGAGAACGGACGGGAGCAUCUCGCGUGCGAGGGGCGGUACCACCUCCCAGAGCACGUGUCGCACCACGUCGAUCUCGUCCUGCCGACCCUGCAUUUUGACGUGAAGAUGCCGCGGACGGUCAGGCGCGAAUUGGACGCGCGCUCCAAGAACAUCGGUGCACCAGGGAACAGUAUCGUGCACCCCAAGUUCCGUGCGAUUCCUCAGUCUCCGUUGGCGAGCUGCGACGCGCAGAUCACGCCGGACUGUCUCCGCGCGUUAUACGACUUUGCAUACUACCCCGUCGCAACGGACAAGAACACCAUUGGGAUCGUCGAAUACUCGCCCGAGGCAUUUCUGGACGCCGACAUGGAUGCUUUCUUUGCCAACUUCUCACCCUCGCAAGUAGGACAGCGCCCUGCAGUCAUAUCCAUCGAUGGCGGCUACGAACAAACGCUUUAUGAAGGCUUCAGCAUCAACGGCGAGGCGGAACUCGACCUCCAAUACGCGAUGGCGCUCGUCGGCGCGAACCAGAACGUGACGCUCUACCAGGUCGGCGACCUCGUCGAGGGCGGAUCCUUCAACAACUUCCUGGAUGCGCUCGAUGCGUCGUAUUGCACUUACGAAGGUGGCGAUGACCCCGAGCUUGACGGGACGUACCCGGAUCCAUACGGCGGGUAUCAGGGCUCGGAGAAUUGCGGCACGGCUCCGCUGUCGAAUAUCAUCUCGACGUCGUACGGAUACACGGAAGCCUACCUUGGCGCGGCGUACAUCCAACGGCAAUGCUACGAGUACGCCAAGCUCGGUCUCAUGGGCGUGACGUUCCUGUACUCUUCGGGCGACGACGGCGUCGCAGGGAACGGCCAGUGCCUCGACGCGGACGGAAACGAGAGCUACGACGGUACGCGGUUCGACCCUGGUUUCCCUGGAACAUGUCCCUACGUCACGGCCGUCGGUGCGACGCAGAUCGUUCCGGGAAAUUCAGUCUGGGAGCCAGAAGUCGCAUGCGACACGAAUAUCUACUCGGGCGGCGGCUUCUCGAACGUGUUCGCGCUGCCUAGCUGGCAGCGCGACGCGGUGGAAGGGUAUUUGACGAACUAUCCACCGCCGUACGCUGCGGACAUAUACAACUCGUCGGGGAACUCGAGAGGGUAUCCGGACAUCGCUGCGAAUGGGUUGAACUAUACGGUAAUGGUUGAUGGAGAGGCCACGCUUGUAUCUGGGACAUCUUGCGCGUCGCCCGUCGCUGCUUCUAUCCUCUCAGCCAUCAACGACGCGCGUAUCGCGCUCGGGAAGAGCGCCAUCGGGUUCAUCAACCCAACCAUCUACACGCCCGUGUUCCAACAGGCCUUCAACGAUGUCACGUCGGGGAAUAACCCUGGGUGCGGGACGGAUGGGUUCUCGUCGGAGCCGGGGUGGGACCCCGUCACUGGUCUGGGGACGCCCAAUUUCCCGGAGCUGCUUGCUUUGUGGCUGGCGCUGCCGUGA
Molecule: messenger RNA, 1908 nt
Organism: Laetiporus sulphureus 93-53
Lineage: Eukaryota; Fungi; Basidiomycota; Agaricomycetes; Polyporales; Laetiporaceae
Product: subtilisin-like protein
Exons: 9
Coding region: 1-1908 (635 amino acids)
Biological process (GO): proteolysis
Molecular function (GO): tripeptidyl-peptidase activity; serine-type endopeptidase activity
Source: RefSeq, a predicted model, not a curated record